GCGGCUCCGGCGCGUCCCCUGUGCCCCACGCCCGCCGACUCGCGGGGCACUUUGCUCUGGCGUCCGCCUCCCCGGCUCUGACGACCGGCCGCCCUUAUAAAGGGGACAGUGGCCAAUACUGGAUCGAUCGCCACUUGGCCGCGCCGAGCGCCCCGCGCCGCGCCCACACCUGUCAACUUCGCGCGCGCAGCGAUUCUGGAGACUCGGGGUGCGGAGCCUCGGGAGCCGGACCCUCCUGGCCUGCCGCCCUGCGCCCCCACCACACGCCAGUGUCCGGUGCAGCCUCCGCCGAGAGGAGCCUGAACCCGCGGAGCGCUUCCCUGCGCGGCGGCCACUCCAGAAGUCUUAAUGAAGUAGCUGCCGCGGCAGAGCCCAAAGCCCUCAGUGACAAUGGAUUUCCAGGUGGAAGGGCUGGUAGCCAUCGUGGUGUUCUACCUUCUCAUCUUGCUGGUUGGCAUCUGGGCUGCCUGGAGGACCAAGAACAGUGGCAGUGCGGAGGAGCGUAGCGAGGCCAUCAUCGUGGGCGGCCGCGACAUCGGGCUGCUGGUGGGCGGAUUCACCAUGACAGCCACCUGGGUUGGAGGAGGCUACAUCAACGGGACAGCUGAGGCCGUGUAUGUUCCAGAUUACGGCUUGGCAUGGGCUCAGGCACCCAUUGGAUAUUCUCUUAGUCUGAUUUUAGGUGGUCUAUUCUUUGCAAAACCCAUGCGUUCCAAGGGCUACGUGACCAUGCUAGACCCCUUCCAGCAGAUCUACGGGAAGCGCAUGGGUGGGCUUCUGUUCAUCCCUGCACUGAUGGGAGAGAUGUUCUGGGCGGCAGCCAUCUUCUCAGCCUUAGGAGCCACCAUCAGCGUGAUCAUCAGGGCCAGUGUGCACAUGUCUGUCAUCGUCUCAGCGCUCAUCGCCACCCUGUACACCCUGGUGGGUGGUCUUUACUCUGUGGCCUACACAGAUGUCGUUCAGCUCUUUUGCAUUUUCGUGGGACUGUGGAUCAGCGUGCCGUUCGCACUGUCCAACUCUGCAGUUGCUGACAUUGGCUUCACAGCCCUGCACACCAAGUACCAGAAGCCCUGGCUGGGGACCAUUGAGCCAUUUGAAAUCUACACGUGGCUUGACAGCUUUCUGUUGUUGAUGCUGGGUGGAAUCCCGUGGCAAGCCUACUUCCAGAGGGUCCUGUCUUCAUCCUCCGCCACCUACGCUCAGGUGCUGUCUUUCCUGGCAGCUUUCGGGUGCCUGGUGAUGGCUCUGCCAGCCGUGCUCAUUGGAGCCAUUGGCGCAUCGACAGCCUGGAACCAGACUGCAUACGGGCCUCUUGCUCCCAGGGAAAAACAGGAGGCAGACAUGAUCUUGCCGAUUGUCCUCAAGUAUCUCUGCCCCGUGUACAUUUCUUACUUUGGUCUUGGAGCCGUUUCUGCUGCUGUCAUGUCCUCAGCAGAUUCUUCCAUCUUGUCAGCAAGUUCGAUGUUUGCUCGCAACAUCUACCAGCUUUCAUUCAGACAAAAUGCUUCCGACAAGGAGAUCGUCUGGGUCAUGCGCAUCACGGUAUUCGUGUUUGGAGCUUCUGCGAUGACCAUGGCCUUGCUGACGAAGACGGUGUAUGGGCUCUGGUACCUGAGCUCUGACCUGGUCUACAUCAUCAUCUUCCCGCAGUUGCUCUGCGUGCUCUUCAUCAAGGGUACCAACACGUAUGGGGCGGCGGCAGGUUACGUCUCGGGCCUUUUCCUGCGAGUCACUGGCGGGGAGCCCUACCUGAACCUGCAGCCUUUGAUCUUUUACCCUGGCUACUACAUUGAUAAAGGUGGCAUAUAUAACCAGAGAUUCCCAUUUAAAACUCUCGCCAUGGUGACCUCAUUCUUAUCCAACAUUUGCAUCUCCUAUCUAGCCAAAUACCUGUUUGAAAGUGGAACCUUACCACCAAAAUUGGAUGUAUUCGAUGCUGUUGUCGCAAGGCACAGUGAGGAAAACAUGGACAAGACGAUUCUGGUUAGAAAUGAAAACAUUAAACUAGAUGAACUCGCACCUGUGAAGCCACGGCAGAGCAUAACUCUCAGCUCGACCUUCACCCAUCAGGAGGCCCUCCUGGAAAUGGAUUCAAGUCCAGAGGGCUCUGGGACUGAGGAUAAUUUACAGUAACCACAUCCGCAUAAAACUCUGCUUUCUCAGAGCAUUAGAGCAGACUAGUCCUGGAAGGGUGGUUUGCGGCUUAUACAGUAUAUU
Odocoileus virginianus texanus is the source of this 2217-nucleotide messenger RNA. It is a transcript of the gene SLC5A7, whose product is annotated as solute carrier family 5 member 7. Gene Ontology annotation, biological process: neuromuscular synaptic transmission; synaptic transmission, cholinergic; choline transport. The record is from RefSeq and is a predicted model, not a curated record. NCBI's taxonomy places the organism in Eukaryota, Metazoa, Chordata, Mammalia, Artiodactyla, Cervidae. Gene Ontology annotation, cellular component: axon; dendrite; perikaryon. Gene Ontology annotation, molecular function: choline:sodium symporter activity.